Neoarius graeffei (lesser salmon catfish) is the source of this 5010-nucleotide messenger RNA. It is a transcript of the gene srfb, whose product is annotated as serum response factor b. The transcript has 8 exons. Gene Ontology annotation, biological process: positive regulation of transcription by RNA polymerase II. Gene Ontology annotation, molecular function: serum response element binding; DNA-binding transcription factor activity, RNA polymerase II-specific; protein dimerization activity. The coding region runs from base 439 to 2250 and encodes 603 amino acids. Lineage: Eukaryota; Metazoa; Chordata; Actinopteri; Siluriformes; Ariidae. The record is from RefSeq and is a predicted model, not a curated record.
GGAUGGAUUCUGUAUUUGUUAAGCGAAAUAUUUCCAGCAGCCGCAGGACCUGCUCCAGGGUUCUGAUCCGAGUCGCGGCUCUGUGAGCGGGCGGAGCGGAGCCUCACUGCGGGGGAAGUUUUAUCCACACUGGGUUGGACGGUUUACGCGUGUCCGGUGCGACCUAAGUGACCUGGCGGAUUGAUCGCGGCGGCGCUCUCCGUGUUUUCCUUUUAGAGCGAGCGGCCCGGGCUUCGGCAGCGCGGCGCGGCGGGGUGAUGUGAGCUGCAAGCCGGUGUGAAGGCUCUCGGGGGAUCGCAGUGGCUCGAGGGGAGGAAGAAGAGAGAGAGAGAGAGAGAGGAAAAAAAAGGGGGGAGAAGUUUGCUCGUUUUACUUUCGUUUCAAUUUAUGUUCUGAUAUUUCCUGUGUAUAUAACUACGGACGGCUGCUCGGCGUCUCAUGAAUAGGAUGUUAUCCAGCCCGGCUGGGUCGGCACUGAGCGGAAACGGAUCAGCGGGCGCGGGUGCUGCGGCUCACGGCUCUGUGGUGCUCGGCGGCGGCGGCGGGCUGCGCGCGGGGCUCGCCCGGGCUGGACAGGCAGGGAGUACCGGGGCUCCGUUCCCUGGUGCUGCGGGACGUGUGGGGGAAAGCGCGGGGAUGCUGGGAGGUAGCGGGCCAGGGAUCUCUUCCAGACCGGGUGUCAGGCCCGGGAACGGCAGCGGGCUGAGCGGACUCCAGGCCGUCGCUCAGCCCGGGAUAGGAGGAGGAGGACUCGGUGCAAUACCCACCAGGUUUGACCGGGACAAAGAGGUCGGUGUCCCGCAGGUAUGCAGCGCCUCGGACGCGGACUCUGAAUCGGGAGACGAGGACGAACCGACUGGGUCUUCUGGGAGCACCAGGCGGGGAGUGAAGCGCGAGAGAGCCGAGAUGGAAGGCGCUGCGCUCGGCCAGGAGGCCGGAGCUCCACCCGGGGGUUACGGGGUGAUGAGCGGCGGAGUCGCCGGAGCAAAGCCGGGCAAAAAAACACGCGGUCGGGUCAAGAUUAAGAUGGAGUUCAUAGACAACAAGUUGCGACGGUACACGACUUUCAGCAAAAGGAAGACGGGUAUUAUGAAGAAGGCGUAUGAACUCUCCACACUAACGGGCACUCAGGUGCUGCUUCUAGUGGCAAGUGAAACGGGCCACGUGUACACAUUUGCCACGCGCAAGCUCCAGCCCAUGAUUACCAGUGAGACGGGUAAGGCUCUGAUCCAAACGUGCCUGAACUCUCCAGACUCGCCGCCGCGCUCGGACCCAUCCACAGACCAGCGCAUGAGUGCCACAGGCUUUGAGGAGACUGACCUCACCUACCAAGUGUCGGAAUCGGAGAGCCUCGGAGAAACCAAGGACGCUCUGAAGCCAGCCUUCACUGUGGCCAGCCUGCCAGGUAGCACCAGUGCCCAGGCCACAGUGCCCACCACCUCCACCACCAUGCAGGUGAGCAGCGGCCCCUCUUUCCCGAUCACCAACUACCUGGCACCUGUGUCUGGCAGCAGCACCAGCGCCAGCGGGAGCACUAUAGCCAACACUAACGGGACUGUUCUGAAGAGCGCAGCUGCCACUGGAGGGGUCAUGCAGCUCCCUGGAGGGUUCACCUUCAUGUCAGCAGGCACUCCUUUCCCUCCUGGGACUCCAGCUAUCCCGUUGGGGCAGCUGCAGCAGCACUCUCUGGCUCUGCAGGGCCAGCAGGGCCAGACCCUCACGACUGCCACUGCUACAGCUACACAGACCCCACAGGCCCAGCAAGCUGUGUUUCGCCUCCCCACUGCAGUCUCUCUCACAGGAGCAACGAUGCCCCAGCAGCUCCAGGCUAUCCAGGUGCAGCCCAGCACUCAGUCCAGCUCCAUCAACACAGACAGCAGCAGCCCUGAGAUCUCCCAAACCAGCACUGCCUCCACAGCCACGGUCAGUCUCCCUGCUACUAUCGUCACGUCGUCAGUGCCCACUUCUGUAGCAGGUCACAUGAUGUACCCAAGCCCCCAUGCAGUGAUGUACGCCUCGGCCCCUACACUGACCGAUGGUGGCCUGGCUGUGCUCAAUGCUUUCUCCCAGAGCGCCUCGGCUAUGCAGGUGUCCCAUGCACAAGCUCCGGAUACAGGUGCUGUUCCUCAGGUGUUCCUCACAGCGCCCCCUGGCACGGUUCAGAUCCCCGUUUCAGCGGUGCAGCUACAUCCAGUACGGCAAGAUCUCCACUUUACAAAUGGUGAUUGGCCAGCAGUCCAGCGGCAGUAAUAGUAAUCUGACGGAGCUUCAGGUGGUCAAUCUAGACACCCCACAGAGCACCAAGAGUGAUUGACAGGUGCUGCUGACUGAAGGCUCACCAGAGACUUACAUCACUAUUUAUUGAUGCCUUGUUCUAUUUUGAAGCAUUUCAUCCAUUUACGCCAUCUGAGUGUGAUUGUACGGUUUGUACUGUAAAUGUGUCCUGACCUCACAAGGACGCUGAUGAAUUGAGAGAAAGUCAGUCUUCUCAGUUCUGAUGUGUGUUGAAAUUUAUAGGACUCUAAUUCUGACAUGCGUUUUCUGCAUGUUAUUUGUAUGUGUGUGAAGGUAUGAGUCAAAGGGAAACGAAAAACCAGUGUUUUGCCAAAUGUUGCGCACACGCUGCAGUCUCUUACUUUGGCCAAAGAUGAAUUAGUGUGUGUGUGUGUGUGUGUGUGUGUGUGUGUGCGUGCGCGCUGGAAUAGGAAUACGUUGUGGAGGCGUGAGCUAUGACAGGGAAGAGGUCUCAAGUAAGAAUGAUAUUAAUAGGUGGCGGCUUUAAAGAAAAUCAAACAAGCUGUACAUAUUUUUGUAUUUUGUUAUUUUAGCGAUAGUGCAAUGGCAUGUGUUGUAGUUGUGUGGCUUUUUUAAAAAGAUGUUUUGUAUUUUACUUAUCCAAAAAAUUUACUAACUGUAAAUUUAUGUAAUAUACAUAUAUAUUUUAUUGAUUCUAUGAUAAUGGAGAGAGUGAAUUUUUGGUCAAGGUUGUUUGUACAAAAAAAAGGAUUUAAAAAAAAAAUCAUGCUUUCGCAAUUUUUACUGUAUUCUGUAAGCAUAAUGUUAUGCAUUGGCCAGCUGUCUCUUUGCUGUAAUACUGUUAUUGAAGGCUGUAGCAGACCAGCUGAAAACACUGCACUCUAUUUGUAGUAUUUUGUGCCUUGCACAAGUAUUCACCUUUUCUACACUUUUUGUAGUGUUACAGCCUGGAACUAAAAUGGGACUGAAAAUGAGCUCUUAUCAUUUAAGCUACAUAAACUAAUGCUAUUCUCACCUGUUUACUGACAUUUUAGAUCAGAGUUGUGCCAAAGUUUUACCAAGUUUGGUCAUUUGCUAAUUUCUUACCUAUGUAGUGGUUAGCACAGUUACCUCACAACAAGAAGGUUCCAGGUUCGAACCCCACAGCUGACGGGGGCCUUUCCAUGUGGAGUUUGCAUGUUCCUGUGUCUGUAUGGGUUUGCUCUGGUUUUCCCCCCACAGUCCAAAAACAUGCAGGUUAGGUAACAUACCCAGCCGGUUAGACUGGGGAGGGUUGUGUCAGGAAGGGUAUCUAGUGUAAAACCUACACCAAAUCAAAUAUGCAGAACAGAUCGACUGUGGUGACCCCUAACGGGAGCAGAUGAGAGAGGCAGCUAAUUUCCCACCCACCGGGUAGCUGUUCUCCAUCACGCAACAGCGACUGGGUGAAAUAAAGCACCUGAUUUUCUUUGAUAUAUGAAGCCAACCACUGGAUCCCUUCCUCAAACUGCUGCCCAUUCGGCAUCGCUAGGCAGUGGAAUACGUUUUGGAGAGAGUACCAAUUGUCCUCUCCUGUAUACACAAGUUCUCAGGCCCCCAAUUGGAUAGUGUUGCUCAGCUUGCAGGUGAGAGAAUAUGGUGUGUGUUGUGUGUAGUUUCAGAACAUCUAACCUCCAGUUGGGCCAAUUUCAGUUCCAGGGUCUAACAGUACAAAUAAUAAAUGUGGAAAGGUUCAAAGGGGUGAAUACUUGUACAAGACACUAUAAAUGUUGAGCACACUCAGAACUGAGACGGUGUGAUUUAAAUCAAGGAUAUGAAAUGGAAAUUUCUACUUCUCUCUGAUGUUGGAACCUUAUCGGGGGGGGGGGAAGGUACAGUGUACGUACUUAAUACAAUGGUGUACAUUUUAUAACAACACUAAAGCCUUUGCAAAAUGAGCAUCAAACUGUUAUGCAGUUUGUAAGAGCUUUAGGUGACUCUGUCCAAUGACCAUGUAAUGAGAGCAACCUGAACUCUUCAUACUGAAGUCACUCUGUAUAUGCUUAAGGGCUCAGUUGACUGUUAAUCCGUCAAACAAAACUCACAAUGCGGCUUUAUCUCUGUUCAUUUUAACCAGCACCUACCAAGAUAAACAUCUGCUAAAAUCGCAGCCUCGCCUAUAUUUGCUCAAGCCCAGUUUUAUUCAACCGCUGGUUCUGAACCAGGCCUCGGCGUGAGGGAGAGUUUGGACUGGUUCAAUACAAUAGACAGGUCCCGUUCCCCCACCCCUGGUUUUGACACUCUGACUUCUCGUUUUACCAAAUGACAAAGUAUGAUCAUGCUGCAGCUCUCGCACACGUUGCCCUUAUGCCUUUUUGUAGAAAUGCUGUAUUUUGGAAUAGUAUUGUACAUGUUUGUUUAUUUAUAUCUGCAUUUUUGUGGGAAUGGCUUUCUGUUUCUUGGUUGAUGCAGCUUUCACGAUUUUGUAUUCAGUGCCCAGUUUAUCAUUUGGUGGCAUGGAGUUGUGCAAGGUUCUCUUCAAGCCAAACACUGUUUCUCCCACACUGUUUUCUCCUGUAGAAAAUGUGAAAUCUUUCACUGAAAUCUUUGAUACAUUUUUGGAUGUUUGUUUUUAUCGUUAUAAAGUGGCGUGAGAAACAGAACGAACACUGGUUCCUUUAUUGUUAGGAUUUUAAGGUUGUUGCUUGCUUUUUCCAUUUAUUUUCUUUUUUGGGGGAAAUCCUCAUGUAACAGCAAGUGUACAGAAAGUUUUGUAAUAAAAUUCUAUUGAUUUUA